AUGGCGAAUAUCCAGCUCUCAGGCCCAAUCCCCUCCGCUAUGCUGACGGCACAGCCGGAUACCGCAUCUCUUAAAGACAGCAUCGUCCUCAUCCCAGGCGGGGCCCAGGGGCUCGGCGCGAAGAUCGCCAGGCAGUGUACCGCAGCCGGCGCUCGCGUAACCAUCACUAACAUCAACGACACCAAAGGCCAGGACCUAGCAUUAGCCCUCAGGACCAACGUCCAGUUCGUCCACUGCGACGUGACCAGAUGGUCGGACCAGGUUCAGGCCGUGAAAGCCGCCAUCCGCUUCGCCCCGGGCGGCGGAGGAUCAGCGGCAGCCCCAACCCUCGACUACUUCGUCAUUAACACCAGCAUCAUAGACAAGCCCUUCUUUCUUACCAACAACCUAAGAAUUAUAAACCUAGACAGUAAGGACCCACCCAAGCUAAACACACGGCCUAUUAACGUUAACAUUAAGGGCACUAUAUUUAACCUAAAGCUAGCGCAGCUAUAUAUAACCUUCCCUCCUAUUAUAACUAUAUAA
Diaporthe batatas is the source of this 525-nucleotide messenger RNA. RefSeq lists its product as uncharacterized. The record is from RefSeq and is a predicted model, not a curated record. Lineage: Eukaryota; Fungi; Ascomycota; Sordariomycetes; Diaporthales; Diaporthaceae. The coding region runs from base 1 to 525 and encodes 174 amino acids. The transcript has a single exon.